UCCCACGGCGAGCGCCUGACGGCCUACAAGAUGGAAUGGAUCGAAGGUACGUAAGCAGGGAGCAGCCUGCAUCAGACAGACAGACAGACAGAUGUAUGGAUGGAUGGAUGGAUGAGUCACUCAUGACCAUCUCUCUCUCUCUCUUUCUCUCUCUUCUCUGUCUGUCUGUCUGUCUGUCGGUGUCUGCAGGAGUUCUGAUUGACCUGGACCUGUCGGCGGUGUCCACACUGGAGGCCACGCGCACCGUCGGGACUGUCGCUGACGGUCUCUUUGCGGCCAUUCAAGAGCUACAACUCCACCGACUGGUGCAUGGCGACAUCCGUGUACGUGCGUCGCGUCAAGUGCACCCACCCAUCCCGUCAUCCACCCAUGUCUCAUGUAUGUAUUUGUUUGUCGACAGGCGGCGAAUGUUGGUUUGCGUGAGUCGGUUGGCGGCGGCUGCGAGGCGGUGCUCAUCGACCUCGACCGGCUCAGGAAGGACCACUCGAUGACGUACGUACCCAUUCGCGCACUAACUCACAAAAUCGACCGACGCCAGACAGCCAGCCAGACAGGAAGAGAAAGACGCGUGACUGUUCGUGUGUGUGGAUGUGUCUUUGGAUGUCUCUCUGUCUGUGUGCGUGUGUGUGUCUUCUCUCUGUCUGUGUGUGUGUGUGUGUGUGUGUGCAGGGUCCGCGUGCGUUAGACAUGGGCCGAGAUGUGUGGUGUGCGACCAGGUCCCUGCUGCAGCGUUGCAAGGAGAUCCGCGUGCAC
This is a messenger RNA of Vitrella brassicaformis, 753 nucleotides long. The record is from the annotation of a GenBank genome assembly. NCBI's taxonomy places the organism in Eukaryota, Vitrellaceae.